AUGGCCGAUGAUACACGGCAGACUUCGCCUCCUCCUGCUGCCAACGCACAAGACGACCAUGAUGGAACACGCCCUUAUCAUGGGAAGGUCUACGAGGUCUUCCCGCCCGCACCACCGAAACGGCCGGAGAACGCGAACUUGAUGCCUGGAGGCACUGCGAACACCGCCGGCGGAAAACUGCCAGAACCUACUACGAUCGACGCACUCAAGUCGAUACGAGUAGAAGAUUUCAGGGAGCUCCACAAGAAGCCUUGCGUCAGGGAUGCAUUGCUGACGGGUAUCGGGAGCGGCUUUGCCAUUGGUGGCACAACAGCUAUAUUCGGCAAGCCGCUGUGGAGAGCGUGCAAUUGGGCCGUUGGGUCCUUCGCUGCUGGCUCAUUUUUCAUGUAUCAGUACUGCUUGAUUCGGCGGCAGUUGGAGAAGGACGGGAUGAAGAGGAUCGUCGAGGUCAGAGACCAGAAGAAAGCCGAAAGAGAGGCGAAGAUGCAGGCCGCUCGAGAGGCACGGCGGAAGGCGAAAGAAGAGGCCGAUAGGCUGGAAGAGGAGACAGCGCGAGAAGCGGAGAGGAAGAAGAAGGACAGUUGGAAAUUCUGGUAG
Molecule: messenger RNA, 597 nt
Organism: Coniosporium apollinis CBS 100218
Lineage: Eukaryota; Fungi; Ascomycota; Dothideomycetes
Exons: 2
Coding region: 1-597 (198 amino acids)
Biological process (GO): mitochondrial respiratory chain complex IV assembly
Cellular component (GO): mitochondrion; mitochondrial inner membrane
Source: RefSeq, a predicted model, not a curated record